Molecule: messenger RNA, 1347 nt
Organism: Penicillium cataractarum
Lineage: Eukaryota; Fungi; Ascomycota; Eurotiomycetes; Eurotiales; Aspergillaceae
Exons: 4
Coding region: 1-1347 (448 amino acids)
Biological process (GO): calcium ion transmembrane transport; intracellular calcium ion homeostasis
Cellular component (GO): fungal-type vacuole membrane
Molecular function (GO): calcium:proton antiporter activity
Source: RefSeq, a predicted model, not a curated record
AUGUUUUCCUUCGGGGUCUCCUUGCUAGCAAUUAUCAUUGCUGUUAGCGAUGCUCCUGCUAUAGUCAUAUUCAUCAGCAAUUUGAUUGCCAUUGUACCGUUAUCAAUGACCCUGACGUUUGCCACCGAAAGACUAUGCCAGGAUCUGGGGGAAACGGCCAGUGCGCUCCUGAACAUAAGCAUUGGCAAUCUGGCAGAAAUGAUCAUAUUCACAGCCCUGAUGAAAGACAAUAUCAAAGUUGUUCAAGCAUCCCUCCUUGGCUCUGUUCUCGUCAAUCUGCUUCUUGUCCUCGGUUCUGCCAUCAUAUCAGGGAGUAUCUUGUCUCCUGACCAAGUAUAUAAUACCGAUUUGACACAGUCCUUUGUUGGAUUACUAAACCUCACCGUGUCUUGUCUGAUGAUUCCGAGUGCUUUCUAUGGGAGUGUCAAAAAUACACAUUCGGCAGACGAUAUGGCAUUGUCAUUCAGUCGGGGUGUAUCCAUCAUUCUUCUGGGAAUCUAUUUUCUCUAUCUGUUCUUCCAGUUUAGAUCUCAUCCGCAUCUCUUCCAUUCUCAUCCGUCCAAAACACCCUUCUCAGGCAACGGAUCCAGUCGGAUCGAUUACGACCGACUUCACGAUGAGGUUUAUUCAGAUGAAGAGUCACACACAGGAUCUCCGGAUACGGCAGCAGCAAACAUAAUCUUUCCAUCGCAAAUGGAGCGGGUUCCAUGCCCCCAUGUCCAAUUUUCGGCACCAGCGGACAUACAGGCAGGUCAAGGAUUACCCAUGGUACACAUCGACACCGCGGAGAGGAGCGACACUCCUCCGAUUUUGUCGAAUGACUGUCACGCGUACGAUACCUCAGAGAAUCCAGACGGUCAUUACUGUCGAAACUUGGUGCUUGCGAAUCGUGCCAUCUCGAUAGCAUUGUUAAUCAGCUCAACUCUUCUCAUUGCUGUGUGCGCCGAAUUCUUCGCUUCAAGCUUUGAAACACUAAACGACAAGCAUAUCCUCGGCGAAUCAUUCGUGGGUUUAAUUGUCAUUCCCAUAGCAGGGAAUGUUGCAGAGAAUGUUACGGCCACAAUCGUGGCGGGCAAAAAUCAGAUGGAUCUCGCAAUCAGCAUUGCCCUUGGUUCUGCUAUCCAAAUCGGGCUAUUGGUCACACCUGUGAUUGUUUUAGCCGGAUGGGCGCUUGACAAGCCUAUGAGCUUACAUUUCGAUUACUUUGGGAUCGUGACUCUAGUUGGCUCUGUCCUUUUGGUCAGCUUCAUCGUACUCAAGGGAAAGACCAACUAUCUGGAAGGAGCCAUCUUGUGUGCUUGUUUUGCGGCCAUAUCUGUCGGGGCCUUUCUGUUACCAGUUGCUUGA